Messenger RNA from Aegilops tauschii subsp. strangulata, 1070 nucleotides. RefSeq lists its product as uncharacterized. The record is from RefSeq and is a predicted model, not a curated record. NCBI's taxonomy places the organism in Eukaryota, Viridiplantae, Streptophyta, Magnoliopsida, Poales, Poaceae.
CCCAUCUACUCAAUCCAUCCGUCCUGGGUAGGGUUGUGAGCCGUAGCAAAUUAGUUCAACACCAACCAGCUAGCCAUGGGUAUGUGUUCCAACAAGAAGCGCAGCAGCCCUGGCGUUGCUGUGUGGUGUGUAGUCCUGGGCUUAGCCCUGCUCGUCGCCGUCGAUGCGGCGGGCAAGGAAGGUGGUGGGCGAGCCGGGCACUUGGCUGAAGAGCAUGGGGAUGCAGCCUACUGCUCCGCCUUGUGCAAAGGCCGGUCGGACUUCGGACCGUGCUACAAUGAGUGCUUGUACGGGAGGGUGACAGGACAAGAACAAGCGAGAGGAGGUGGUGGAGUUGUAGGGCGAGCUGGUCUCCUGGCGAUGCCGACGGAGCGCACCGGAGGCGAGGGAGAAGAGAAGGGGAAGCAAGAGGACCCCGUCGCCCGUCUGAGCGACCCAGUCUGGUGCUACGACGCCUGCCGUGAACAUCCCGAAUUGGACUACACCCAAUGCGUCAAAGAUUGCUACGCUGAGAAUAUGCCGGACGCCGCACGGCUAGCGGCCCAUGGAGGAACUGGAGGAGAAGAAGCAAGAGGAGGAGCUGUUCAUGGGCUGACGGCGGUGGGGAAACCACACUGCGACUGGUUCCGCGACUGUAGUGUAACGCCAUGCGUCUGGCGAUGUGGGAAGAGGGUGCAAGAGGAGGACAAUGAAGGAACAAGAACAGGAGCGCUCAAUGUCCAGGCGGCUGCGCGGCAUGAGGUUGCUGUAGGAGCAUGUUCGUCGACUGUGUACGUGGAAUCAUGCUAUGCCUGUUGCCAAAGGGAGGUCACUAGAAAUCCGGAUUUCGACUGGUAUGCUUGCAUUCGCAGUUGCCACGACUAAGAUGCUCUCCCAAUCAAGGAGCGAGAGAACAAGAAGGACGGCGUAGUCCCGCCGGCGAAGUAGUCGUUUGUUGUGAGCUUAUACUAGCUCGUUUCCUUUCCAAACAAAUAAUGUGCCGUGCAGUGAAUCCGUCACAGUCCAUCUGUUUGCUUUAGUUCUGUUACCUACACCUUUAUUUACAAUGGAGUUCUGCUACGGUUCAUGCA